This is a messenger RNA of Cydia strobilella, 11328 nucleotides long. RefSeq names its product mucin-2-like. Gene Ontology annotation, molecular function: protein binding. Bases 166 to 10428 code for a protein of 3420 amino acids. The transcript is spliced from 19 exons. Lineage: Eukaryota; Metazoa; Arthropoda; Insecta; Lepidoptera; Tortricidae. Gene Ontology annotation, biological process: actin cytoskeleton organization. The record is from RefSeq and is a predicted model, not a curated record. Gene Ontology annotation, cellular component: microtubule organizing center; filamentous actin.
UUGCGCAGCCAGUCCGCGCGCAACCCGCUCGGACGCCGCACGCUCCGACACGAACCGAACGCGAUAACACUACUAAACUAACACGCUUGUGAGCUUAACAAAACAUUAACAAGGUGAAAACGAAAAGUGAAGUGGAAUUUAAAUGGUAACGGGUUAGCAGACAGGAUGUCUGAGGGUGACGUGUCGCUGAUCCACGACGAGGACGUGCUGCGGCGGAUGUGGCAGCAGACUGAGGACUUUUCACGCAAGAAAGAGAUCCGCGCGCACAUGUAUCGACUGCGCGAGGAGCGUCUGCGCAACCUUUACUCGCCCGAGCCCACGCUCGAUGCUAAAGGUUGUGAGUUCGGAGCCCCCCGGAGCCACGGGCGCUCCUUCGCCGACCAGAGCUUCCAGUCCAUCAAGAGCAAGGAGGUCCGCGACGCGGGGUCACCGCCCAAGGACUUCUACUCCGGCCAAGAUCUCAAGGAGCUCUCGAAUGCCGGAUGGAACGUGGAGUCAGAAAACAGAACGACAGACGACGGCCACACGCAUGUCAAGUCCAUCAACGCCAACAUAGAAGGACGAUACGAUGUCGACGGUGGGAAGGGACAAUUCGCAGCCGUCGAUCAGCAUCGACAAGCCGUGACGGAAUACCACGACGACAAUUCCAGUUUGAAAAAAAACGAGAGCAGCUCCAACACCGCCGCGCAAGAGCAGGUAGUGCGGCAGACUGACGACGGCUCACAUUUCUCUUCUUCAUCAACCAAGACUUCGAGCUCCUCUUCAAAAUUUCAACAGGUCUCAACGAAACAAGAAUCAGUGCCAUAUGUUACCAACGAUGAUUAUAAGUCGACUCGACAAAACGAUGAGAUUACAAAAGUCACAAGGACAAGCGAUUUUGAACAGAAUUUGAGAAGUCACGACGGCGAUCUGGUGUCCAGGAAGAUUGACUAUCCGGAUAGCAACACGACGGUGAUAAUAGAGACGCGGGAACUACCUGAUGGGACGCGCGUCACCAGCACGCGGCGAGAGUACCGCGCUCCUGCCGUCUCCACCACGCGCUCCGACCACUCCUCCACCCAAACCAAGAGCGAGAACAAAUCCUCCUACACAUCCAAACAUGACGUGAAAGAAACUUCAAAAAAAACUAGCGAAGAUUUUGACAAAAGGACCACCAACAUUGUCGAUUCUCAAAGAAACAUUGACGACUACGAUUUCAAGCGAAAUUUACGUAGCGAUUACUCGACCAUGACGCAAAAGGACGAACAUGUCGAAACAUCUCGACAAAAAAUAAAUCAGCAGCGUUAUGAGAAUGUUGACAGUACCGAUCGGCGCGAAGUGACCUCUCAAGAUACUCGACGUGCCUUCAACACGAACGUGGACGCCACAGAUAGGAAAGUCCUGACAACUUCUCAUGAUACAAGGCGUGAUUAUGAAACAACUAUUGACAAGACCGAUCGGCGCGACAUUAACGCUUCCCAAGAUACUCAACGUGUCACCGAUGAAAGAAAGGUAGAUGACAUCACAACUAACGGAAAAAGAACUCAUCAUGUAACGAAAGAUAAGAAAGUAGAAGAAGUGGUCGAGAGGAAAGUUAGUUCUGAUCAAUAUCAGACGACGUAUCAGUCUGAAUUCACGCAGAAGAAGAUAAGCCAAGACCUGAGCCCAACGCACCAAUCGUGGGCAAGCACGUUACGCGGUGACUCUCCUUCUCCCUUGCGACCCACCACCAGAGCCUCUUCGCCGGGCAGCAGGACUUUCCAAUCUAGCACUUCCUCACUGAGAAGUAGCGUCAGCCCAGACAAGACCUACAGAAAGCCUUCAAGCCGCUGCGGUAGCCCUAGCAAAGUAGACAGGUACUCACCAUCUCGUACCGUAUCUGACAGAUACUCCAGCACCCAUUCCACUCAUUCAGUGACGGAGACCAAAACGAACAGAUUCACCAGCCCAGACCGGAAACCACCGCAGCAUACAUCCCCAAGGCAUAGCGCGAGUCCCGACCGUAAGCCAUCUGACAGCUACCGCAAAAGACCGAGUGCCAGCCCUGAAAAGCGACCGCAUGACGCCACAUUCAGGCCUAGUAUGAGUCCUGAAAGAAAACCGAGUCACAGAUCUAGUCCAAGCCCUACAGAUGGCCCCCGCUACACUAGUCCGUCUAGAUCUUUACAUAGAGAAGGAUCUCCGACUAAGCCAAACAGUCAAAAACCUUAUCAGCCCUCUGAAACUGAUUCUAGUCCAAAAACACCUUUUGACCAUCCUUCCCACGUCCCGUCCUCGAGACCCAGUCAAAGCCCUGACCGCAAGCCAGGGUACCAAAUACCUUACUCGUCAACCCGGCCGAGCGCGGAGAAAUCCCCGAACGACACAACUCCUACUAGGACAAGUGUGAGCCCCGACAAGAAGCCCGGCUACAUGAGACCAACAGCCAGUAGACCGACUUCAGAUUCGACCCCUACGAGACAUGCGCCUUGUGAAAGUCCGGAGCGUAAACCGUUUGAACAUACCAGGACUACGAGCAGCGUUAAUGCAGAUCACUAUAAAUUCAUUGACGAGGAAACUAAAAUGUACACACGCACUGACAAAACCAAUAUAGACUACUCGAGGACCUCUCCUAAUAAACCAGUACAUGGAAAGAGCCCUUCGCCAGUCAGGACGGUUCCAGGAGAAGAUACUCCAGAUCACUGCCGCCCUGAAUCUCCAUCCCGCUCCACAUUGCGCACGGGCUCUCGCUCGCCCUCUCCUCCUAAGGGCCCAGUGAAAUUCCACGAUCAAGUAGAUAAGACCAAGUUUGUGUCAACUCACACUACUACUAGUGAUGACUAUUCAGUUGAUAAAACUACUAAGACUGUUCGCAGUGAUAAAGAUACUCCAACAUCGCCGAAACGCAACACUCCGAUGAGAGAGCCCUCACCUUCUAAAUAUGGCACUUACGAUAAAACUACUCCUGUAAGAGAGCCUUUAUCUUCCAAAUAUGGAACGUACGACAAGAAAACACGGCGUUCCGAUGAGCUGGAAGAAACCACAAUCAAUACAAACACUACAAACAUUCAAUAUGACACUCUGACGAGGAGUGACACAUCAACCAAAAAAACUAGUGAGUUUUAUAAACCCGAAACAUCAAAAGUAACACGUAAAAAUGAAAAUGAUGCAGCAACAACGCCUCAAAGGAAUACCCCAAUAAGAGAGCCGUCACCUUCUAAGUUUGGAACAUACGAGAAGAAAACCCGCCGUUCUGAAGAAAUAGACGAUGUCAAACAUGUCACAAAGGAAACCAGAGAAGACAAAUAUGAUUCAUUGACUCGUAAAAAUGAAAAUGAUACAUCAACAACGCCUCAAAGGAAUACCCCAAUAAGAGAGCCGUCACCUUCUAAGUUUGGAACAUACGAGAAGAUAACCCGCCGUUCUGAAAAAAUAGACGAUGUCAAACAUGUCACAAAGGAAACCAGAGAAGACAAAUAUGAUUCAUUGACUCGCCGGGAAAAAACUACUUCAAGAAAAAGUCCCGAAAUGCCCAGUUCACCGACUAGAAAAUAUCCUAGGGAAAAUAUUUCCCCGUCGAAAUCACCUUCUAAAGAUAACAAGUACAAACACACCACUGAUUUCAUCACAACCGAAAGAACAACAGAGGAAAUAAAUACGAAAACCACUGUGAAAGACCGCCCGCGUCAACUGGUCACCCCAUCCACCAGCCCGACUAGGAAGCCGAAGACGGUCGAAAAAGAACCAUCUACUGGCCAGAGUUCCCCUACAACAUCUGUUAGUGGCUUCGUAUAUUUCAGCUCUCCACCACUGCAACACACUAUAGUCACAGAUCUCGAUGAUGCUGAAAGUUACUAUGAAACUAUAACAACAGAUGAAACCACAACUACAUAUAAAAGGCCCAAAAAUCUUCCUCUGGAAAGGUCUAUAUCUCCGUCCAAGAUUCCUUGUCGAUCACCAUCACCUGAUAAGAAAACUUCUCCUAUUAAGGAAGUCCUUCCUAGAAAAAGUUCUUUGAAAAAACCUUCGGCAGGUACAAAUCAAACAUCGCCCACUGAAAAACCGCCCUCGACUUUCAGCGUUUCACCUACAGUGGAAAUAAAGGAUGUGCCGGCACAUAAAAUUGUAACAAAAGAUUAUUCAGAUAAACCCGAUGCAAGUCCUCCAGCUAGAGUAAAACCACCUUUUGAAAGAAGGGAGACUUAUGAAGAAAGAUGUCGCAAGAUUCUCGGCAUGAUGGAAGACACCAACAAAACUACUUCUGAAGUAACAGUUACUUCCGAUAAAACAUCUUAUCUAAAGGAGCCCGAAUCUAACCGUAGCUCUCCUAGCGUAUCGCCAUGUCUUAGCCCGGACCCGAGGGAAGGAUCCCCACUGAGACAAAAUGUUUACAGACAUGAAGUAACGGAAACUAAGAAAAAAUUGGCUGACUUCAUUUCCCAAGAAAAGGACGACCUAACCAAAACUACUGAGGUACGUCGUGAAAAGACUCCUGUAAGUGAUAGAAAGUCAAAAACGCCAUCGAGGGAAAGUUCCCCAACUAAACUGCAAGAUAUCAUUUCUGUUAGCACAGCUGAUGAUAGAACAACUACUACAAAUAUGAAAAAGACCGUGGAACGUGUCGAUUCAGAAAUGUUCGAAAACAAAUUGCAAUCUGCAAGGUCUUUACUUUCCCCUGUACGUAAAACUCCAGGUUCACAGCGACCUUCCGAUUCGCCAAACAGGCUUGAUUCUCCGUCAAAAAUACCUCAACAACCCAAGUCUCGAACUACUUCGCCAGUCAAAAAAAUAACUUCUAUGACUGAGACCAACACCGAUUUCAUUACGUCUGAGAGAGAGCAAGAAGUAUUAGACAGAGUGCAAAAUUCUCUCAGAAAACUGUCCCCGGAACGUAACUCACGAUCGCCGAGCCGAGAAAAGAGUCCAGGCAAAAUUACAACCAGCCUACACGAUCUUGAUAUAACUACUGAAAAUCUGGAAACAUGUAAUUCAGUCAUUGAAGAAGUAAAGAUGACAAAACAGCAAAAUGUUAUAAAAGACAAAGUAAUGCAGAAGAAAACUGAAGUUGAAAUUAAAGAGAAAACUAAAGAACAAUCACCAAAAGGACCAAAGGAAACCGGAAAGCCUGCAUCACGAAAUGUGUCUCCUACCAAGAAACCAUCGUCAGCACCGACAACUCCAAAAGCAGAGAAGAGUCCAGAAACGCCGCUUAAGGCUAGAAGUACGUCUCCGAGAAAACCCGUAAGUUCUGUUGAGCGCCCUCAAUCACCUCAAGUUCCUAAAGGAGGAAAGGCCGCACCUGCUCAGUUGACUAGGAAACCAACGCCUACGGCAAUCAACAUAAAAACGGAGUCAUCCGAAUUAAAGAAGAGUGGGGUUACAAAACAGACUAACACUGGUAAAACAUCUCCUACUAAAAUUCAUCGUAUAAUUCCGUCGCCUACAAGAGUACCUGAACCGGAUACUAGGAGAACUCCGGCUCACAAAAAUGACCUUAACAAGGAAAACGUCAGCCCUAGAAAAACUGAUGCUAAAGUUACACGAACUGCCAGUGAUAUGUCUAUCAAAGCGAAAAAGCCAUCGCCUCAGCGAAUGAAAUCCAAACCAGAGAUACAAGUAAGUGAUAUGUCAACCAAGACAACUAGACAGACUGUUACAACGAAGACACAAAAGUCUACAAUCAAAGAACCCCAAAUGAAGCUUGCUCCGAAGCCCAAGUCAGCAACGGCGUUAAACAUGGCAACAGAUGACGAUGACGUGCUCAUCGAUGUCGAGCAAGCCAAGUCAUCACGAGAGAAUUCUCCUGAUCGCAUCUGUCCGACCCCAGUUAGUUUUAUGGAUGACGUCCAGACACCCAGACUUCCUGAUGAAGUUAGUGAACCAGACGAUGAAUUCCGUCGAAGAACUCAUCACACUAUUCACGAAACUGAGUCGCUUGUGGAUGAUAUUAUUGAAAUAUCCGAAGAUGAGGAACUGUUCGUGAAGAGAACGCAAGAUAACAUAGUCGAAGCCGACGAUUGCCUUUUGAGUGUUACUGAUAAAGUUUCUAAAUUUACAAAUAAAAUUGAUACUGUUACCAAGCCCAAGGAAGCAGCAAAACACUUUAAAGAUACAGAAAAGCGAGUUCACUCUGAUUUUAUCGAAGAAAACUUGAAAUCUGACGAAUGCUUGCUAUCGGUUUCAGAGAAAGUAAAUAAAUUUGCUAAAGGCCCAAGGGAUACGCGAGAUAAGAGUCCGGCGCGCCGUGUCACCGAUGAAUAUGAUGUAAACACUGUUUAUCAAGAUGAUUACACGAAAUUGAGUGUCAAUGACAAAGCUCAUCUCUUUGUAGAGACUGCUGAAAAUGUAAAAUCGCCGAAAACAAAACCAACUCAAAAAAUUGAGCGCCCUGAUCUUAAAAAUGUUGAUGAAUCUUUGAAGAGUGACGACUGUUUACUGAGCGUAUCUGACAAGGUCAAUAAGUUCGUUAAAACAGCUGAACAAUUUUUGAAUGAGUCACAUAGCACCGAAGAAAAAGAAAGGAAGAUCAAAGAGCAACACGAAGAAAUUAUGAAGAAAAUUGUUGAGUGUGUAGAUGAAGAGACUGAUAUAAAAGACACUAAAACUGUCACAAAACAAGACUCAACAGAUAUACGUUUACAUUCCCGAGAUCAAAGGCAGGGAUCAUUCUCAAAGGAAACUACUUCAUCCCACGCCAAAACUAAGGACUACUCCAGUCCUAAUGUCAAACCGGUUGAAAGAAUACCUGCAGUAAAAAUAACAACUCUACGCAGUAGCGAAGCUGUGAAGAAGGCUAAAGCACUAUUUGAAAAUAUAGCGACAACUCAGAAAACCAAGGAUACUGUUGAUACCAAGACUACAAAGACAGCAAAGCUAACAGAUAUUGGUGUCAUAAAAAAAUCGCCGAAAACUGAUUCGACCAUAGUUCUUCAUCCAUCUCUUGAUGACGGUUUCCCAACAGACGUAAACGAUGUUCCUGACGCUCCUACUGAGACGGAUACGACGGAUCGUCCUUCAAGCGGAUCAUUGACUCGGCCGCAACGCCAUGGUCAUAUUUCCGAUGACAAGCCGAGAGACAGCCCAGCUCGUCUCGCCCCCCAUUCACCGCAAGUCGCUCGCACAAAAUCACCAAUGCGACAUACAAUCGAAACUGCCACUACUACGAGGACAGUUAUUUCCAGGCAUCCGACAUCACAAAGGCCCGAAUCUCCAAAACCUCCUCAGCCAGAAGUGGAAAAACCGCAUGAGAAGGUCCCUGGUUACCUGAGGCCUACCAAGACUAGUCAGAUCCGAGAUGAGACCAAAGUGGAGGAAAUGGAAGUGAGCAGCCGCCGCGGAAGCGGCAAGUUUGGCGUGGAGCUGCGACGCACCAGCAUCGAGCGCAGCACCGUCAGCAGCGAGCGGCGCCGGUCCAGCCUCGACCACCACCAGCCCUGCAUCGAGGACGUCUUCGACCUCGACCUGUUGGAACAAAUGUUGGAAAAGGUCGUGGGUUACGAGCAGAGGCGACGUAUCAGAGCUCAGAUAAGAGUCGCUAAGAAGAGGAUGGAGACCGAGCACGUAACGGAUACUAACACGUUAACUAAAACUACGAAGCAUACGUUUGUGAGUACUCCGAAGAACAGAUCCCCUGAACGGCAGACCAAGCCCAAAUCUCCAGAACAGCGCUUGAGACCAGCUUCGCCUGAACACCACUUGAGGAACAAAACUCCGGAGCUGCAAAGAGUGAGAUCUCCUGAGCGGAAACCCAAGUCAACACCAGUCAAGACAGUCUCCCCAGAACGUCACAUAAAAACGGCGACACAGAAAACCGUAUCCCCCGAUCGCAAUCAUUCCAAGGAGCAUACGAAGCCUAUUUUGAACGGACAUGCCAAGGAACCUACUAGGGUCCUACAGGAUACACACCUGAGGCGACACAGCCCUGAGAAGCCAGCUCUUAAAUCCACUCCAGUGAAAACCAGGAGCCCAGUCCGCCAGCGUAGUCCAGACAAAAAGAUGCGAUCACUAUCACCGAGCAAAACGGCUUCACCCAAACCGAAGCCUAACCGCUUCAAUGAAUACGCUUCGGCUUACAUGAAAAAGGUUGGUCUCAAUGAGAAUGACAAGCUGAAGUUCUCAGAGGUGAGCAACAAAAAAACUGUCGAACAAGAAAACCAAAAGAACUUAUCGCAAUCUCAGAAAUUCGAAAGUAAAGUUACUACAAAAUCGUACGAGCGUAAAACGUCUAACGACACCAUUGAAAUGCACUUGAACGGUAAAAGGUCGCCUUCACCUAAGCGGAAAUCUCCAAGCCCUGUCGAAAGAAUGCAUCAGCGCUCGCCGAGUCCCGAAUGGAAGAUUCCAAGAGAAACAACCAAAAAGGAAACUAUUAUUAAGACAACGAUUGAGGUGGACAGGAAACCAAAACAAGAAGAGAAACCAUCCUGGGUGACGAAUCGUAACUUAAAGAAGACUACAUCAGAGACGAGGAAGUUCAGCAGCAAGAGGAUAGAGAGUGAGAAGGUGCGGCGUGCGCCGAGCCCGUCCAAGGCCAUCGCCAAGCCGCUGGACGUGAUCACGUCGAGCUACGGGCCGGGGCCCCUCGACGCCGACGGACGGCCGCUCUUCGGCAUCAAGGCGCUGAGGAAUGGCGCCUCAAAUUAUCAAGUAAAAGGCACGGUCGUCCGCCAAGAGUUCCACUCACGCAACGGCGGCGCGCCGGAAGGCGAAGUCAGCGUAACGGCGUACGCAUCAGACCCAGCGGCACUAGAGUCACUUCUGAGGGCUCAGGGCGAGCCCCCUUCAAGGCUACACGGCUUGGCGGCCAUUACUACCACGAGGAGAUUCGGAGGCAACACUGGAUCGACCUAUAGCGAGGCACAUACGAAAGAAGAGCGAGCAACCUUAGAACAGUUUACUCACAGCGACCGACGCGAGUCAGACACAUUGGGAGGCGUCAGUAUCACUGACGUCACCGAGGUCAGAAAGGACCAGAAACAGAAGAUUGGAAGGAUGGAGAAGACCGACAGCCAGCGGAGAAUUGUGGAUAAGAGUGAGAAGGUCGACCGAGUGGAGAAGACUGAGAAGACGGGAAGGAGGGAGGAUAGGAAGACCGUCCGGCAGAGCUCCGUGAAAUCGCUCACGGAGAAGUACAUAAAGAGUGCAUCUGAUACACCGAAGAGCGAGCGGAGCGUGUAUCCAAAGGCCGGUUUGAUCCUGCGCAGCGCGGGCCUGCGCGACAGCGUCUCCAGCGACUCCUCACAACACGCUGGUCUAGCGCGCACGGACAGUGAGCAAAGCCUCGGAUCCAUCGAAGACGCCAUCGUCACCACCACCACUGACCGCAACGGUGGCCGUACCACCACCACCACCGAACGCCACGGGGGCCGUACCACCACCACAACCACGAGAGUGGGGGGAAAGCCUCAGGAACGCUCCUUCCUGGACAGCACGACGAAGGUCACCGGAGUUCAGGAUAUUUUGACGCGAAUGAAGAAUGCUGACAUUGUGAUCGAGCAAGGCGACACGAGCGAGGACACGGAAGCGCGCGCGUUGCUGAACAAAUUCCUUGGAGCCACCGUUCUCAUGGCCGGCAUGAAGAACUAUGUUGCGGAUGCACAGAACCAGCAGCGUCCAGUUCAGCACACGAAGGUGCAAGAGACAGUCCGAACGAGCGUAGUCAGCCAGCCAGCACAGGACUUUGAUCCCGACCACUGCUGGGACGAGCGGGUGCUGAAGAAGCAUUUGGAAGAGUGCACCGACUACGAGCAGCGGCGACGCCUGCGCGCGCGCAUACGCACACUCAUGGCCGAGCAGGAAGCAUGCGCGAGCGCCGUGACGGAAGCGCUGGCGGCGGCCAGCGAGGCGCCGACGGACUCCGAAGCGCGCGAGGAAGAGGAAGUAACGACUGUGACAUCGAGCGUGCGGAGGAACUCUUCAGAGAAAACCGUUAGCAGUAGCACCACCACCAAAACUUCUAAAGUGAUCGAGAGCAUGACGCGGCCGGCUCCCAAGCCCGUGUCGCCGUUCGCCAAGUUCCGACAGCUUGAGAAGCAGAACUCUACUACCAGUCCCAACUCGCCCAAGUCACCGCAGAGCCCGGGCUCUCCGUCGCAGCCCUUCUUCAAGUUCACCGACCCCGCGCUACAAGCCAGCGCUCUCACUAUUAAAGAACGGUUGCUGCAGUGGUGUCGUGACAAGACUCGGGACUACGAGAAUGUGAAGCUGGAGAACUUCUCGACGAGCUGGGCGGACGGGCUGGCGUUCUGCGCGCUCGUUCACCACUUCCUUCCCGACGCGUUCGACUACUCCAAGCUCACGCCGGAAAAGCGUCGCCAUAACUUCACGCUCGCCUUCAAAGUCGCCGAUGAGAAGGCGGGCAUCUACCCGCUCCUGGACGUGGAUGAUAUGGUCGCCAUGCGCAAGCCGGACUGGAAGUGCGUCUUCACGUACGUGCAGUCUAUCCACCGCCGCUUCAAGGAUGAGCGCUGACCGGCGCAUACGCACGCUGUGUUUUUGGCCACACUUAAGUAGAUAGAAAUAGAGUCGAAAUCAGGAUCACAGAUAAUAGUCGUGCGAGUAACGUUUCGAGGAUUACAGAAUAGAUAUAAUUCUUGGCACGUCUAUUGAUUUAAUUGUCUGUGGUUUAAUAACAGAAAAAAAACUAAUAUUUCUUCGCUUGAGUUAUAUUCUUUCCCAAAUCACAAUUUCUGAAUUUGAUUAUGUACCCUAUACCUAUGAAUAUCUAUGUGCAAGUGAAGAAAUAUAGAAAUAGUGAUGCGAGUACCAUCGAUAAAAAUGGCAUCUGUGGCCAAAAAUAUAGCGUUGUGUUAAAUAUAAGUAGUCGAACGCUGAAGUCACAAAAGUAUAUAUUUUUUUGUAUAAUCGAAGUGUAUAUUUAGAGUCCAAAGAGUGUAUGUUGUUAUCGAAUUGUUUGUUUGUGUUAACGUUUGUCAAAUGUUUAUUAAGUCCGCCCAACUCGUCGUAUCUCCAGCGCCGUCUCGACAGUCCUAUUUAUUGUAAUCUCAAGAUGUAUGUGAUUUUUAUAUUAGCUUAUAAGCUCGACUAACAGGUAUGAGUACCGACUUCGUAGGUUAGUCCGUAGAUUUUUAUACAUUUGAUUUUCACCUUUGCAAUUGGACCCCUGAUUGCAAGGAUCGCUUUGACUUAUUUAUCUACAUAAGGAAGUAGUAUCCUCGCGUCCCUCAGGCGUUCAUUUCAACGUCAAUCCAUUAACCUACCUACUUGUAUUCAUUCAUUUUCAUUUUCAACUUGACAUUAAUAAUCGCGGCUUAAAUAAUCGCCUACUGAUUUUAUCAAAUCAAUCAUAUUAUAUUAUAAUAAUUUGUAAGUUAAUUUAUAUUGAUAUGAAAUAAAAUAUUAUUAACAAAA